UACAGACAAGUAUCUUCAGCAUUUGGAAACUCACAGCAAUAUGGCUCGUACCAAGCAAACCGCCCGUAAAUCUACCGGAGGAAAGGCUCCCCGUAAACAGCUCGCCACCAAGGCAGCACGUAAAAGUGCUCCCGCCACCGGUGGAGUAAAGAAGCCUCAUCGUUACAGGCCCGGUACCGUCGCUCUCCGAGAGAUCCGUCGCUACCAGAAGUCGACCGAGCUUCUGAUCCGCAAGCUGCCCUUCCAGCGUCUGGUCCGUGAGAUCGCUCAGGACUUCAAGACCGACCUGCGCUUCCAGAGCUCCGCCGUGAUGGCUCUUCAGGAGGCUAGCGAGGCUUAUCUCGUUGGUCUGUUUGAGGACACCAACUUGUGCGCCAUCCACGCCAAGCGAGUCACCAUCAUGCCCAAGGACAUCCAGCUUGCCCGCCGCAUCCGUGGCGAGAGAGCGUAAACAGUUCCUCUCAGGAACACAACAAAACGGCUCUUUUAGGAGCCACCACAUGCAAUAAAGUCAAACCUACAUCA
Molecule: messenger RNA, 525 nt
Organism: Nematostella vectensis (starlet sea anemone)
Lineage: Eukaryota; Metazoa; Cnidaria; Anthozoa; Actiniaria; Edwardsiidae
Product: histone H3
Exons: 1
Coding region: 41-451 (136 amino acids)
Cellular component (GO): nucleosome
Molecular function (GO): DNA binding; structural constituent of chromatin; protein heterodimerization activity
Source: RefSeq, a predicted model, not a curated record